Molecule: messenger RNA, 1071 nt
Organism: Botrytis fragariae
Lineage: Eukaryota; Fungi; Ascomycota; Leotiomycetes; Helotiales; Sclerotiniaceae
Product: putative short chain dehydrogenase reductase family protein
Exons: 3
Coding region: 1-1071 (356 amino acids)
Molecular function (GO): oxidoreductase activity
Source: RefSeq, a predicted model, not a curated record
AUGUCACAAAAUGCAUUAUUACGUAUCAGUCGUCCCAAACACCGUUCAGUAAUGACGUCAAUGACAUUUGCCAAUUCAUCCCACCGAAGCGUCUGCAGAAUACCAUUCCGGAGCAUUUCCUCCAUGACGCCAUAUCAAAACCAUAUGAAAAGCAUCUCCAAUCCUCGAUCCCAACAAUCUUCAAAUAACUUCUCUACCUCUACAACCAAAAUGUCUGAUACCAACAAGAACUUUCUUUUGAGCAAUGUGUUUAAUGUCAAGGGCAAGGUGGCCCUCGUGACAGGUGGCGGAUCAGGAAUUGGUUUGAUGGCAACUCAAGCACUGGCCGUGAACGGUGCCAAAGUAUAUAUUGUGGGCCGGACCGAAGAAAAGCUUGAGAAUGUUGUCAAUCACCACGGCCAAAACAUUGAGGGAGAGAUUAUCCCUAUCGUUGCAGAUGUCACCCGCAAAGAUGAGAUUGCUCGAGAAAUGUCUCUGCACUGCAUCUUAAUCAACAACGCCGGAAUUUCUGGAGCUACCCAGCAAACGGAGGCUAAGACUGCGGAGGAAAUGAAAAAGAAUCUUUUUGAUGAUGAGAGUUCGACAUUCGAUGAUUGGUGCAAUACCUACCGUACUAACGUUCCUCAAUUAUUCUUCAUGACCACUGCUUUCCUCCCUCUACUCCAGAAGGCUUCGGAUCACCAAUACGGAUACUCCGGAACUGUGAUUAACAUCUCCUCAAUUUCCGGCAUCGUCCAAUCUUCACAACAUCACUUCGGAUACAACGCCAGCAAAGCUGCAGCUAUCCACUUGACUAAGAUGUUAUCUUCGGAGAUCGCGGGCAAUGGAUUGAAGAUUAGAGUCAAUAGCAUUGCACCAGGUGUAUUCCCUAGUGAGAUGACAACUGGUGGCGAGAGUGGACAGGACCAGAAGAGUCACAUUGAGAAGGAGAAGUAUGAAAAGGUUCCCGCCAAAAGACCUGGCAAGGAUGAAGACAUGGCCGGCGCGAUAUUGUUUGCGGCUACCAAUCAGUAUUUGAACGGUCAGACCGUGGCUGUCGAUGGUGGAUAUAUCUUGCAUGCUGGUGCUUAA